This is a messenger RNA of Ictalurus punctatus (channel catfish), 2346 nucleotides long. It is a transcript of the gene ugp2a, whose product is annotated as UDP-glucose pyrophosphorylase 2a. The coding region runs from base 428 to 1957 and encodes 509 amino acids. Gene Ontology annotation, molecular function: UTP:glucose-1-phosphate uridylyltransferase activity. The transcript is spliced from 10 exons. Gene Ontology annotation, cellular component: cytoplasm. NCBI's taxonomy places the organism in Eukaryota, Metazoa, Chordata, Actinopteri, Siluriformes, Ictaluridae. The record is from RefSeq and is a predicted model, not a curated record. Gene Ontology annotation, biological process: glycogen metabolic process; UDP-alpha-D-glucose metabolic process.
UACUUUCUCUCUCUCUGUCUUUCUCUCCCCAAAACACCGCAGAUUGAAAUACUAAGCUCUGUAAGGAUAGAGAAAAAAAAAAUAUAUUAUUAAAUUGGGGAAUUUAACAGAGGACGCUACUGAGGAAGAAAAAGGGGAGUGGUCUGGAUUGUACACGGAUGAUGAAUAGGUUAUAAAUGGGGACGCGGCGGUGAAAUGUCAUUCAGUAUCACGGAUUUUUAAAAGUUAAACAUCUCCAGGGAACACCUCAGUGCCGGUUGAGCUCGAGUUCAAGCCUGAAACAGUUCGUUUUCCUGCUCCGUUUGGACACGAAGACAGAGCCGAGAACACGAACGAGACCUGACCGUUAAUUAAACACGGAGUGAAAUAUCGCGAGAUUUCAAAACUUGUUGAGAAAACUACUAAAAACAACUUCAUCGUGAUCAUCAUGUCGGUUCUGUCGGUCGCUGAACUGAGUCGAGGUGGCUUCAACGGCGUGAUGACGGAGUUUCAGGAGAAGCUCAGGCAGCAGCAUGAGAACUCCAUGCACAAGGAGCUCGAGAAGCUGCUCUCCACUGCCAAGGGUGCCGAAGCUGAGAUCUCCAGGAAAGAUUUCGAGGGGUUUAAGCAGCUCUUCCACAGGUUUCUCCAGGUGAAGGGUCCCUCUGUGGAAUGGCCCAAGAUCAACAGACCUCCCGAGGACUCGAUCCAGCCGUACGAGAGGAUCCGGGCGAAGCCGUUACCGCAGGGUGUAGCUGCGAGUCUGAACAAACUGGCCGUGGUGAAGCUGAACGGAGGUCUGGGAACCAGCAUGGGCUGUAAAGGGCCGAAGAGUCUGAUCAGCGUGCGCAAUGAGAACACCUUCCUGGACCUGACCGUGAGGCAGAUAGAGCACCUGAAUAAGACGUACAACACUGACGUCCCUCUGGUCCUGAUGAACAGCUUUAACACGGAUGAAGACACCAAGAAGAUCCUGCAGAAAUACACUCACCACCGCGUCAAAAUACACACUUUCAACCAGAGCAGAUAUCCCAGAAUAAAUAAGGAGUCUUUGUUGCCGGUGGCGACCAACAUGGGUCUGACGGGGGAGAACUCGGAGGCGUGGUACCCUCCGGGCCAUGGAGACAUCUACACCAGCUUCUAUAACUCUGGCCUGCUGGAUCAGCUGAUCCUGGAGGGCAAGGAGUACAUCUUUGUGUCCAACAUCGAUAACCUGGGUGCCACCGUCGACCUGCACAUCCUCAACCACCUGAUGAGCCAACCAGCCGAGAGGCGCUGCGAGUUCGUCAUGGAGGUCACCGACAAGACCCGUGCUGACAUCAAGGGUGGGACUCUGAUUCAGUACGACAAUAAGCUCCGGCUUCUGGAGAUCGCCCAGGUUCCCAAAGCGCACGUCGACGAGUUCAAAUCCGUCACCAAGUUCAAGAUCUUCAACACCAACAACCUGUGGAUCAGCCUGCCUGCUAUUAAGAGACUGCAUGAGCAGAACGGCAUGGACAUGGAGAUCAUCGUUAACCCCAAGACUCUGGACGGCGGUCUGAACGUGAUCCAGCUGGAAACGGCGGUCGGUGCUGCUAUUAAGAGCUUUGACAACGCGCUGGGCAUCAACGUCCCGCGCAGCCGCUUCCUUCCGGUCAAGACCACCUCCGACCUGCUGCUGGUCAUGUCCAACCUGUACAGCCUGGACGUGGGCUCUCUCAACAUGAGCGAGAAGAGAGAGUUCCCCACCACGCCGCACGUCAAACUGGGCAGCUCCUUCACCAAGGUGCAGGACUUCCUGCAGAGGUUCGAGAGCAUCCCGGACAUGCUGGAGCUCGAUCACCUCACCGUGUCCGGAGACGUCACUUUCGGCAAGCAGGUCACUCUGAAGGGCACGGUGAUCAUCAUCGCUAAUCACGGAGACCGGAUCGACAUUCCCGCCGGAGCAAUGCUGGAAAACAAGAUAGUCUCCGGGAACCUGCGCAUCCUGGACCACUGAAACCACACAAACCAGACGACACAGAUUUAACCGUCCUUCGUUCAAGCCGUCGUCGACCUCGGGCCUGUUACAGUGUGUAUGGAUGAAUUUUAACGCACUUAGGGAAUCGCACGUCCCUCGCACUCAUUUCGAAUGUGAAACCGUCACGCUCGGCUGUCCGUGGCUCGACUGAACACGUUGAAGCUCCCAGCGUGAUUGUUUUAGUUACUGAUCCAGGAUCUGCUGCACCUUCAGCUCAUAACACUUACAAAAUAAGAGUGCGAAUGAUAGAGUGGGAAUGCUGAGUCCAGCCUAGUUACCAUAUACAAACCUCUGUGUACGUAAAAGCAGCGUGUCGACUGUUACUCGGAUGUCCCGCAUUUCAGAGAUUAAAGUGCAAUAUGCAGUUA